AUGCACUUUCCACACGCUUCACGUUCGUUCUGCCAUCGUCCUGGAUCCAAACUCACCACAAUCCCUCUCAACCAAUACAGCAAAAGAAACGGAGACCAGAUUCAAAUGAUUUCUCCACGUCUGCAGCGGCUAGCGCUCGGCCGCCAGAACUCGGUCCGCCCGCAGUCCGAGCGCAGCGUCGACCCCGAUCAAAUGGAUCCCGACAUUGUGCGCAUGAUCUUUCGCAAUCGCGAGCUGAUCACGGCGCAAAACAAUCUUCUCCGCGCAGGCCGUAUAGAGGCUAUGUCUGCGGCGAUCAAUCUGAUGGAGCCGGGCAGAAAUGAAGACAUUGCAAAGUUCAAGAGCCUCACGGAGAAGCAGAACAGAGAGCUGGCGGACUCGUGCGCGCUCGUGCUGCAGCUCCCGUUCACGGGUCUGCUCUACAUUCUGGACCAGCCGAUUUCAAGACUUUUUCGAUUGCGUGCAGUAUUUAGGGAUUCGAAAGCAACUGUACUCAGCAGUAUUGCAGCUGGCCGCGCGAGCAGGAGCUGGACACAGAUGUUUGCGGGCACGUUUGCGGACAUGGUCCAUGAGUGCACGGCGACGCUGGUUCCGAGCAUGAGUUCGACCGAGUAUGCGAAAGGUCGGAUCUCAGCGAUUUUGUCGAUUGUUGGAGACGCCUUGCAGCGCGCUGACAGUCGACUUCCACCCAGGCUCAAAGCGAUUAAUUGGACGUUUCGCUACCCUCUCUUUGAGCACAGUGUUCUUCAGAGCAUGGACCUUGCUCCGUACUAUCAACUUCUCCCAUCACUAGCUACAGCCCGACAGACAUGGUCAGACAUCCUCCUCUUCCGCCGACUCGACCUGUUCAUCCUCGUCCCGCUCGGCCUCGCUGAAGAAGCCAUCUCGUCGUUUCUGUUCACAAAGGUAUUAAACUGGCGCAGACCUGUCGGCUUUGGCUAUUUCGGGCACGCGAUAUCGGUCGUGAACAUGUCGUCGAUCCAGUACCUUUUGGCAACCGUGUACAAGGCGCCUCUGAACAUAAUCUACUACCGCUACCUGGCUCGCUUCGUGCUCAAAUCGCGCGGCCUUCCGACCGACGGCGUCUACAAUAUUUUCGAGCUCGGAAACUGGAAGGGUAUGCUCGAGACGAUGAUCUAUCACUGUGCUUUGGAGUUUGGCAGUUCGGCGGCAUACUAUCUUAUCAUGGUCUGGCUGCGGUCGUGGAUAUACCCACCAAGCAAGAGCAAGAGCAAAGAGCCCAAGAAGACUCGCCGUGCUGCCACUCCCUCGUCUUCCUCCACCACCAGCAGCCACCCGCGACGACGCCCGCAGACACCCGCAGAGCAGACCUGA
Molecule: messenger RNA, 1335 nt
Organism: Myxozyma melibiosi
Lineage: Eukaryota; Fungi; Ascomycota; Lipomycetes; Lipomycetales; Lipomycetaceae
Exons: 2
Coding region: 1-1335 (444 amino acids)
Source: RefSeq, a predicted model, not a curated record